This is a messenger RNA of Chiloscyllium plagiosum (whitespotted bambooshark), 1637 nucleotides long. RefSeq names its product CD99 antigen-like. Gene Ontology annotation, biological process: positive regulation of neutrophil extravasation; T cell extravasation; homotypic cell-cell adhesion. The record is from RefSeq and is a predicted model, not a curated record. Gene Ontology annotation, cellular component: plasma membrane. NCBI's taxonomy places the organism in Eukaryota, Metazoa, Chordata, Chondrichthyes, Orectolobiformes, Hemiscylliidae.
GAAGAAUUUCACUCACAUUUAAAGCAGGGGAGACUAGCUACAUUAUAAAUAGGCGCUUAGUAUCAAAGCGGGGGGAAAAAGUUUUCAGUGAAGUUGUCAGUUGUUCUGUGAGUAGGGUCUCUUGAGAGGAUUUUUUGUUUUUUUUUCCCCCCCAAGAGCUUUUCGCUUGCCUUCAGGAGAACAAUGUUCCCUUCAAGAGUUGUCCUGUUCUUCGGUUUGGCUUUUGUCUUUGUUGGAACGAAAGGGCAAGAUGGUUUUGACCUUGCUGAUGCUUUCAAAGACAGUCCCACUAAAGCUCCAGCUGUUGAUUCUAAUUUUCCGGAUGUUGAUUUAGAUUUUGAUGAUCCCAAGGCUCCUGAAACCCCAAAGAAACACAAUAACAAUCCUGAUGAAUUUGAUUUAAAUGAUGCCAUUGAUGGCAUAGACAAGUUUACUCCAACGAAGCUUCCGAAGCAGCCAGCUAAUGGUGAUCCAGAUCGGCAGUUUGGGGACGUGGACCUCGUAGAUGUUGCAGGUGGUGCUUAUAGCCCUGAAAAGAUCAUCCCUAAAGGUGAUAAUCAGGAAAGUGGUCAAGAUGGUGGCAAUGGUACUCUUACUGGUAUUAUCACUGGUGUCUUGCUGGCUGUGGGCGGUGGAGUAUCCAGUUAUAUCCUCUACCAGAAGAAGAAGCUAUGUUUCUCUUUGACAGGGAACUCAACUGAGCAGAACACCAAGCAAGAGAAUGUACGUGGUCAGCGAGAGGACCCCCAGUCUUACAGUACUCUUUUGCAAACACAGCCUGUUGGAAGUAACUAGAAGACAGUGGACAGCAAAGAAACCAGAAGCUAACACUUGUCCAACAUUUCUGUUCUCCUACAGAUUUUGUUCUUAUCUUUAGCGUUGAGCGAUUUUUAACUGUUGAUUUUCAAUUGGUUUUCUUAUAGCCCUGUAUUUUCCAGUGUGGAUUCAAAUGAGAAACUUGACCUAAAAUCUUUGUUUAACUAACUUACAAAAGUGCCAAGCCUUGCCUUUUUGAACAUCAUCAAAAUGAAUCUUAGACACAGACAUUGCCAUUCUGUUACAGCUUGUAAAUUAGUUAAACAUACUUGAGCUUUUUGGUAGAAAUUUUCAAUCUUGGAUAUAACUUUAAGUCCACUCCUGUGUGCUAAAAAUCAAUCUACCAUUGUAGAGCAAAUAAUGACUUGUAUUUUUGAACAACAUUUUGAUCGAAGUUUGAGCACACUACCAAGUGACAAACUUUUUUUUAAAAACUUAGGCCUUGACAUAGUUAGUGUUGGAGUUUUGUGACUUGCACAUAAAAAAACCUGGUGUUUUUAACUGUUUUUAUUGCUGGUGAAUGUCAUUCAGAAUAUUUUGUAAAAUGUUUCUGUAAGACUUGCAGUGUUGUGCAUUUUUAUGCUAUGGUUAUUGAGUAGAAACUUGUUGGAGGUUUUUUAAAUAAUUAUUUUGUUCUUGCACACCACCUCCCCUUGGAGAGGGUGGGGUUUUGGAUGUUGGGGUGGGGGGUGGGUUUGCUGUUGAGCAAACUGAUAAUGGGGAGGGGUGACUAAAUGUGUGCUUGUACAGAUUUUUUUCUUUGUAGCCUACAACCCCCAUUUUACCCAGUGACUUCAAAUAUUAAAUAUGGUAAAUUAGAA